ACCAGAAAAGCGCGCGAAAAUGCACAACCUCUAUAAAUACUCACUCUCCUCUCUCGGCCUAUAUCAUCGACAGCAUGGGAAAGCAGAAGCAGCAAGUCAUUUCUCGCUUCUUCGCUCCAAAACCAAACCCUUCUUCUCAAUCACCUUCUCCUUCUCAAUCUCCCUUUCCAAACCCUCCCAAGAUCUCCGCCACCGUCUCCUUCUCUCCUUCCAAACGCUCCAAAACCCUAGAAAAAACACUAUCCCUAACCCCUCCCCCUUCCAAAAAGCCCAAAACCCUUCCCCCUCCACCUCCUCCACCCUCUUCUCUCAACCAAAGAUUCCUCCAGAAGCUUCUAGAACCUUCCCCAUCCUCUUCCUCCCCCUGCGCCACCACUGCCACUGCCACUGCCAAUGCCAAGUACACUCCACUGGAGCAGCAGGUGCUUGAUCUCAAGUCCCGCUACCCUGAUGUCCUCCUGAUGGUCGAGGUCGGGUACAGGUACCGGUUCUUCGGCCCUGAUGCCGAGACUGCCGCUAAGGUCUUGGGGAUCCAGGCACAUGUGGACCACAGCUUUCUCACUGCGAGCAUCCCGACGUUCCGCCUCCAGUUCCAUAUCCGCCGCCUUGUCACCGCUGGGUACAAGGUUGGAGUUGUGAAACAGACUGAAACAGCCACAAUCAAGUCCCAUGGGUCAAACCGGGCUGGCCCUUUUGCGCGGGGGUUGUCAGCAUUGUAUACGAGAGCAACGCUGGAAGCAGCAGCUGAAGAGGUGGGAGGAGGGGGAGAUGGAGGGAAUUAUCUGGUUUGUGUAGUGGAGAAGGGUGCUUUGGUGGAGAACAGGGAUUGUGGCGUGGAGUGCAAUUUUGAUGUGAAGGUUGGGCUAAUUGGGGUUGAGAUUUCGACAGGAGAGUUUAUGUAUGGGGAGUUCAAUGAUGGGGUGACGAGAGCUGUGCUUGAGUCAGUUGUUUUGAGCUUGGCACCUGCAGAGAUUCUAUUGGGGGAGCCAGUUUCUGCACAGACAGAGAAGUUGCUAUUGGCCUAUGCUGGACCUUCGUCCAAUGUCCGAGUUGAGCGUGCUUCAGGUGAUUCCUUUAAAGAUGGUGGAGCACUUGCUGAAGUGAUGUCUUUAUAUGAGAACAUAAGUGAAGAUGUUAUGAAGCUAGAACCUCACAGCCAAAAUGCUGAAACCUCAAAAGAGGAGAAGCAUCUUCUUGGGAUUGAGGGAAUUAUGGCCAUGCCAGAAUUAGCUGUCCGGGCACUGGCCUUAACCAUUCGUUACCUUAAGCAGUUUGGUUUUGAAAGGAUAUUGUGUUUGGGCGCUUCAUUUCGGCCUUUUUCUAGCAAAGCUGAAAUGACCCUAUCAGCCAAUGCCCUUCAACAACUAGAGGUUCUGAAGAACAACUCUGAUGGUUCUGAGAAUGGAUCCUUACUGCAGUCUAUGAAUCACACACUUACAGCAUUUGGCUCAAGGCUUCUUAGACACUGGGUGACUCACCCUUUAUGUGAUAGAAACUCGAUAUCUGCUCGUCUCGAUGCAGUUUCCGAGAUUGCGGAGUCAAUGGGGCCAUGUAGAGUUUCACAGGAUGUUGUUAUUCUUGAUGAGGAAGGUUCAUGUAGUCCGAUCACUCAAUCUGAGGUUGAUUAUCUGCUUUCUUCAGUUUUAACCACCCUGGGAAGGUCGCCUGACAUUCAGCGUGGUAUAACAAGAAUUUUCCAUCGAACAGCUACACCAGUAGAGUUCAUCUCGGUCAUUCAUGCUAUUCUGUCUGCUGGAAAGCAACUUCAGCAACUUCACAUUGAAGAUCAGGACAACGAUUGGAUAGUGCCAGGGAAGACUGUGCAGUCUUCCUUAUUGAGAAGGUUGAUUUUGACAGCCUCAUCGUCCACAAUAACUAGUCAUGGUGUGAAACUUCUCUCUGCAUUGAACAAGGAAGCUGCCACUCAGGGGGAUCUACAGAACUUAUUCAUUGCUUCUAAUGGCCAGUUCCCAGAAGUAGCUAGAGGUCAGAUAGCUGUUCAGAUAGCAAGUGAGAAGUUGGAUUUAUUGAUUGGUCUCUACCGGAAGCAGCUUGGAAUGCAUAAUUUGGAAUUUAUGAGUGUAUCCGGGUCAACCCACUUAAUCGAGUUGGCCUCAGAUGUAAGGGUACCUUCAAAUUGGGCCAAGGUCAAUAGUACAAAGAAAACCAUCCGCUAUCAUCCCCCAGAAGUCAUUACUGCUUUGGAUGGAUUGUCACUUGCUAAGGAGGAACUUCUUGUUGCCUGUCGGGCUACAUGGGAUAACUUUUUAUUGGGGUUUGGUAGAUACUAUGCCGAAUUUCAAGCUGCUGUCCAGGCCCUAGCUGCUUUGGACUGCCUGCAUUCACUUGCAGUUCUGUCAAGAAAUCAGAACUAUGUGCGUCCGGUUCUUCUGGAUGAUGAUGAACCUGGUCAAAUACAAAUCUGUUCUGGUCGUCAUCCAGUCUUGGAGUCAAUUCUACAAGAAAAUUUCGUUCCAAAUGACACCAACUUGCAUUUGGAUGGUGAAUACUGUCAGAUCAUUACAGGACCAAACAUGGGUGGAAAGAGCUGUUACAUUCGUCAGGUUGCUCUCAUUGCUAUCAUGGCUCAGGUUGGUUCCUUUGUACCAGCAUCCUCAGCAAAGUUUCAUGUGUUAGAUGGAAUUUAUACCCGUAUUGGAGCAUCUGACAGUAUCCAACGAGGAAUGAGCACCUUCUUCGAGGAACUGAGCGAGGCUUCUCACAUACUCCACAAUUGCACGUCCCGUUCACUGGUGAUCAUUGAUGAGCUUGGGCGAGGGACAAGCACACAUGAUGGCGUUGCGAUUGCUUAUGCAACAUUGCAUCACCUUAUCAAUCAGAAGAAAUGCAUGGUUCUCUUUGUUACCCACUACCCAAAAAUUAUGGCUAUCAAGGAUGACUUUCCGGGAUCUGUGGGAGCUUAUCAUGUCUCGUAUCUGACACCGCAGAAGAAUCCAAAAUUGUCCAUCUCUAAAUCAGAUCCAGGUGUUGACAAUCUGGAUCGUGGUGAUGUCACUUUUCUUUAUAAGGUUGUGCCUGGUAUGGCAGACAAGAGCUUUGGUCUUAAUGUUGCGCGGCUUGCACAGCUACCUCCUUCGUGUAUUGCUCGAGCUUCUGUCAUGGCUGCAAAGCUGGAAGCCGAAGUAAGCACCCGGGUGGGAGUCCGAUUAGCACAGAAGGUGUUCCCGGAAACACUGGUUUGCACUGAAGAAAACCUAGAAGAAGUAAAUCUUCCAAACCAGCCCGAAUUUUCUGAUGGAGAACAAUUGAGAAGCUCUUCGGUCGAUGGAGAGGGGGCCUCUGAGGAAUUGGUUAGAGCAUACCAUGCACUGUUCUCUUGCUUGCAAUCUGCUCUCGAUGGUACCAACCCCACAAACAGCUUACUCUCAUUGAAGGAGUCCUUGAAGCUUGCGGUUAGGAUGGUAGACGACAACAGGCAAUUUGAGCUCUCUGAUUGGUAGGAAACAGAUACUAUGGGCAAUGGCCACAGCUAGAAUCGCCCCGUGUGUCUGUAAUUUCCUAGAGGAAGAAAAGAAGAAAGAUUUGUGGAUGUUUUUUGCAGCGGAAUGAAGAGUUUCCGAAACUGUGGAAGCCUGAUGCUGGUCGAAUAUUUUAAAGGAUGCUCGCCACUCAGAUGGGUAUGGUAGAAGUGUGAUGCGAGAGCUGACGAGGAUCUCUUCAUUUCCAGCCAAUCAAGUGAAAUAUAAGGGUGAUAUCUUGUUUUUCAUAUUUAUGAGAAAAGAUGGGAAUGGCAGAAAUUGUCCCCAAAUCUCCCACCCUCGACUGUUGCUAGGUGGGAAUUCGUAUGCAUUUUCAGAAUGAAAUUCCUUUUCUCAAGUGGUGGAAUCUCGCUGGGAAACGUGUAGCGAAUCUCCACCACCACCAGUGGACAGUGAGGGAUUGGGUAGUGGGCCGAACCUCACUUUAAAAUGUUCAUAGGGAUCUGGCCCACCACGAAUGGACGGUUUUCCCAAUGGGAAUGUUAUUAGUCGGCAGCUGCCUACACAAUUCUUGUAACCCUAGGAAAUGAGAAAACUCUUUAACUUUUUUUUUUC
Molecule: messenger RNA, 4055 nt
Organism: Magnolia sinica
Lineage: Eukaryota; Viridiplantae; Streptophyta; Magnoliopsida; Magnoliales; Magnoliaceae
Product: DNA mismatch repair protein MSH3
Exons: 15
Coding region: 75-3461 (1128 amino acids)
Biological process (GO): mismatch repair; mitotic recombination
Cellular component (GO): nucleus
Molecular function (GO): ATP-dependent DNA damage sensor activity; mismatched DNA binding; ATP binding
Source: RefSeq, a predicted model, not a curated record